Leptosomus discolor (cuckoo roller) is the source of this 1245-nucleotide messenger RNA. The record is from RefSeq and is a predicted model, not a curated record. NCBI's taxonomy places the organism in Eukaryota, Metazoa, Chordata, Aves, Leptosomiformes, Leptosomidae.
GGAUCCUCUAAUAUCCUCUUUGUAUGGAAUGACAUGAAUGAGCCUUCAGUCUUCAAAGGGGCAGAACUAACAAUGCAGAAAGAUGCUGUGCACUACAACAACUGGGAGCAUCGGGAAGUACACAACCUCUAUGGAUUCUACCAGCAAAUGGCAACUGCAGAAGGACUCAUCAGACGUUCUUCAGGAAAAGAGAGACCGUUUGUCCUCACACGAUCUUUCUUCGCUGGAUCACAGAAGUAUGGGGCAGUGUGGACUGGAGACAACACAGCAGGGUGGAGUUACUUGAAAAUAUCCAUUCCAAUGCUUCUCACCAUUAGCAUGGCAGGGAUUUCAUUCUGUGGAGCUGAUGUGGGAGGGUUUAUUGGAGAUCCAGAACCAGAAUUACUUGUUCGCUGGUAUCAGGCUGGAGCCUAUCAGCCCUUCUUCAGAGGUCAUUCUAACAUGGAGAGCAAACGGCGAGAACCGUGGCUCUUUGGGGAGAAGAACACCCAGAUCAUCAGGGAAGCCAUUAGAGAGCGCUACGUCCUCCUGCCAUACUUAUAUACACUGUUCUAUCGGGCGCACACAGCGGCUGAACCGGUUAUGAGGGCUCUCUGGAUAGAGUUUCCAGGGAAAACAGAAACUUUUGGUGUGGAAAAUGAGUACAUGCUGGGAAAUGCUUUGUUGGUGCAUCCAGUCAUGGAGCAAAAGGCCAAGGCAGUGAGUGUUCUCCUUCCAGGGUCAGAGGAGAUUUGGUAUGAUUUCAGAAAAUUUAAACGAAUGGAAAAUCCAGGCACUCUGAAGAUCCCAGUAACACUGGAGAAUAUCCCUGUGUUCCAGCGGGGAGGUACUGUGAUACCUCUGAAGACCAUGGCUGUAAAAUCCACUGAGUGGAUGAUAGAUAUUUCUUACGAACUCCAUGUGGCCCUGGACACAGAGGCCUCUGCAACAGGUGAGCUCUACCUAGAUGAUGGGCAUUCAUUUCAAUAUCUCCACAAGAAGCAGUUUCUGUAUCGGAAAUUCACUUUCCACAAGAACAUUCUCUCUUCCAGCUGCACAGAUGAAAGCGGACAAUACUACACUACAUGUGUGGUUGAACGGGUAAUAGUUCUGGGAUUUGGACAGCAACCCACUUUUGUGACAGCCUGUUCCAAGGAUGGGGAAGAAAAAGAAGUAGUUUUCACAUACGACAUGAAGACCUCUGUGCUGAAGCUGGAAGAUUUAGCCCUGAGUGUUGGUGCUGACUGGCAGAUUUGCAUCAACUGA